CAGAGCACAGUGGGUGUUGAUCUAUGGAGCAGUCAUUAUGAGAAAAUGCAGGAUGAGUUGGGGAGAUUGAAAGAUGAGAACACUGCACUUAAAAGAGAGAUCAUGCAGAGAAGAGGUGAAGAAGUUGAUGGUAUGGAUAUAAAGGAACUAUGCAAUCUUGAGGAGGAAAUGCUUAAUGCUGCCAAAAUCAUACAAACUAGAAAGAACCUAGUGAUGCACAGUCGUAUUGAUACUUACAGGAAAAAGGUGAGAAAUUUGGAAGAUAUUCAAAGACAUAUAUGUCUCAACUUGGAGGAGGUGUUCGAGCGUCGACACGGGCGAGUGAUGGACCGGGAUGGCUUCGACUCUGCUGAAGCGUUUGCAGGCAUAGUUCAUCCCGCCAAUCCCGUUCCUGUGCAACAGCUUGCUCACCUUCGGAUAGACGAAGGCGAGGGUAGCUGUGUUACUACAGAAGCUGUGGAGGUUGAGUAUUCUGAUUAAUUAGGGUAAUUUGAUGAGGAAUAUAGGUUGAGAAAUGAGGAGACGUUGAACUUCUUAGUGUUAAUUUGGGUUGUUUGAGGUUGUCUUAACUCUCUGGAUUGUUAAUUUGUGGCUUUUAACCUUUGGAUCCUCUAUUUAUAUUGCAUCAUGUUAAUUACAUACUACUCCAUGUUUUAUUUUGCA
Molecule: messenger RNA, 663 nt
Organism: Salvia hispanica
Lineage: Eukaryota; Viridiplantae; Streptophyta; Magnoliopsida; Lamiales; Lamiaceae
Product: agamous-like MADS-box protein TM6
Biological process (GO): regulation of DNA-templated transcription
Cellular component (GO): nucleus
Molecular function (GO): protein dimerization activity; DNA binding; DNA-binding transcription factor activity
Source: RefSeq, a predicted model, not a curated record